Molecule: messenger RNA, 1811 nt
Organism: Schizophyllum commune H4-8
Lineage: Eukaryota; Fungi; Basidiomycota; Agaricomycetes; Agaricales; Schizophyllaceae
Product: NAD(P)-binding protein
Exons: 8
Coding region: 477-1490 (337 amino acids)
Cellular component (GO): intracellular anatomical structure
Molecular function (GO): oxidoreductase activity, acting on NAD(P)H, oxygen as acceptor
Source: RefSeq, a predicted model, not a curated record
GGAGGAAACAGUCGUGAACGUGGAGGCUUAAACACUUGGUAGACGACGCUGGGUAGGUCUCAGGCGAACGUUGGCCAUCGCUCGCGGGAGGGAUCUUCGUGCGUCCCUUUACGUUGAGUUCAGGGAUCCUCCUGGUCCAGGCGACGGUAUAUUUGUAUCUUGAGGUCCGCAAGCAUGCGCAGAAGAGGAUCAGCGUGCGAUGGAAGUCCGCACCGGAGGGGAAGGUCUAAUUCAGAGUCCCUUACCCUCUACGUCAUGAAUUUGACGCCGUCGGCGGCGUGCCCGGCGCGGGAGGACCUUAUAGCGAUGGCGGAGCACGGGCAUGAGAGGCUGAUCAACGUCCGUCCUGGACUGACACGCCGCUGUCCCUCUUCCGCUCUUCCCAUCACCAUCACCAUCGCCUUUUCCCCCAUCGCCCGCGCAAUCGCCGGCGCCGGAACGUCCACUUAUAAUCAGCGCGAGUCUGACGUGUCGCGAUGCCAGCUCUAUCGGAAAGCAUCAUCCACUCCAGCCGCGGGCCCUCCCCGAUGCGCCCUGGCUACUCGAGUACGGCCUCGUACCGCCCGGACGGCCUCAGCGUCGCCGACGAGGUGCACCCCGUCAUACACGCGGGGCGCGUCGCGGUCAUCACUGGCGCGGCGAGCGGGAUCGGAAAGGCGGCAGCGAUUGAGUUGGCCAAGAUUGGUCUGAAGAUCGCGAUGGCCGACGUAGACGAGGCCCGGCUGGCGCACGCUGCGAAGGAAGUUGGCGCGAUCGCGAACGUAGACGGCGCGACGAACGUCAUCUUCGUGCCCACGGACGUGUCGCAGAUCGACCAGGUCGUCCGGCUGAAGGAGCGCGUGUAUGAGACCUGGGGAGAGGUGGCGGUCCUGAUCAACAACGCUGGCGUUGCGCCGAAGGGAACGUCAUGGAGUGGGAUCGACAACUGGAGGAAGGCUUUCGAUGUCAAUGUUUUCGGCAUUGUCAACGUCCAACAGACCUUUAUGCCGUUCAUGUUGCAUCAAGAGAACCCGUCUGUGAUCAUAAACACCGGCUCUAAGCAGGGAAUCACAAACCCUCCUGGCAACGCCGCGUACAACGCGUCCAAGGCCGCGGUCAAGUCGCUCACCGAGAGCCUCUCGCACGAGCUGCGCGAGUUCCCGGGCAGCCAUGUCACUGCCCACUUAUUCGUCCCCGGCUGGACGCACACCGGAAUGACGGGCGCGAACCCGCCAACGUCGCCGACCUCGGAGGCGCCGCCAGAGCUGCCGAAGCCAGACGGCGCGUGGAGCGCGACGGAGACCGUCCUCUACAUGCUCGACAAGGUCCGCAGCGGGGACUUCUACAUCAUCUGCCCGGACAACGAGACGCGCCGGGAGGUGGACCAAUUGCGGAUCAUGUGGGGCGCCGCCGACGUCGCAGAGGGACGACCCGCGCUCAGCCGCUGGCAUCGGGACUACAAGCACCUGUACGAGGAGUACAUUAAGGACGGGUUGGCCAGUCUUUCCUAGGUUUGGUUGGUUACCGUGAGGAUCUUCGACUGACGCAUCGACGUUGGGCUCGCCUAACGUGCAAUCGUCGAAAUCGGCAGACGCGUGCACAGACGUUGGACUGACCUACGUAUUACUGACCGACUUCGACCUCUUGAUUGGACGAGCACGGUGUGGAUGCGCUACUUCAGGAUGCUCUUGUCGCUGUAUAAAAUGUGGAAAGGAAUGUAAAAAUGUGUAUAGAUAACGUGUAGUUCAAUUUGUGUAAGGAAGGAUAGGAGAAGGAAGUAUACACCAGUAGACGCCUGUUCGCUGUGCGAGGGAUUCGGACUUGGACGCUGC